Messenger RNA from Pediculus humanus corporis (human body louse), 900 nucleotides. RefSeq lists its product as uncharacterized. Gene Ontology annotation, cellular component: cell surface; extracellular region. Gene Ontology annotation, molecular function: peptidase inhibitor activity; protein binding. Gene Ontology annotation, biological process: neuron differentiation. The transcript has 4 exons. Lineage: Eukaryota; Metazoa; Arthropoda; Insecta; Psocodea; Pediculidae. The coding region runs from base 1 to 900 and encodes 299 amino acids. The record is from RefSeq and is a predicted model, not a curated record.
AUGUCAUUUCAGUGUUUUAAAGGUUGUUUGAAGGAACCUUUUGAUAAAUUCGGUUAUUGUCCAGAUUCAUUUGAUAACAUUCCCGUUUUCGUACAAGCCUGCGUUUUUUUUUGUACCGAUGACAGGGAUUGUCCAUCGACUGAAAAAUGUUGUUUACAUUCCUGCGGUCAAACGUGUAAACCCGCAUUGGGACUUUUUAAUGAAAUUCAUUUACCGUCCGUUCCAUACAAUUUAACGGUCAAAGAAAAAAAAAGGAAGAAUGGCGUUCACUUAUCGUGGGAAUUUGAUUCUUUGAAUAAAAAUCAAACGAUAUUAUUCGUUUUGGAAGAACGACAUCAUUUGGGAAGAUUUUAUAACGAACCACUUUUGGGAGAAUGGAAUCCAAUAUAUAGUUCGAAAAAAAAUUUUGUUAAUUUAAAAAAUGUCAUCAAACCUGGUUAUUGGUAUCAAUUUCGUGUCGCUUCUGUUAACGUAAAUGGUACGAAAGGAUUUUCAACGGAAUCCGAAGGUUUUAAAUUGGCGCGACGUCCUAAAUUACAAAAACCAACAAAAUUAAGAAUAGAACAAGUUAAAGAAAAAAAUGGUACGAUUUGGGGAACCGUUCGAUGGAGUCCAUCAGAAUCAUCGAUUCCAGUUCAAAGAUAUAAAAUAUUUUGGAGUCACAGGCUGGAUGAAAGAGAUACAAAUUUCAAAUCUGAAGCUGUAUUAGUUCAAAAAGAUUUAGUUCCGGAGAAUCAAUUGCAUUAUCAUUUGAAAAGUUUAAAGAAGAAUACAGAAUAUUUUAUUCAAUUACAAGCGUUGGCUUUCUACGGUAGAAACGCAAUCAAAAGUAAAAUGGCAAAAAUGAUUUUUAAAACGUCAAAAUUCGAAGAUCAAUUCGAAAUGAACGAUUUUGAUUAG